Messenger RNA from Fundulus heteroclitus (mummichog), 8822 nucleotides. RefSeq names its product kirre like nephrin family adhesion molecule 3b (gene kirrel3b). The record is from RefSeq and is a predicted model, not a curated record. NCBI's taxonomy places the organism in Eukaryota, Metazoa, Chordata, Actinopteri, Cyprinodontiformes, Fundulidae. The transcript has 17 exons. Bases 37 to 2643 code for a protein of 868 amino acids. Gene Ontology annotation, biological process: cell-cell adhesion; synapse assembly. Gene Ontology annotation, molecular function: cell adhesion molecule binding. Gene Ontology annotation, cellular component: cell-cell junction.
CAAGUGAGGGCUGUAGACUCUGAGAAUGGAUGGGCAAUGAGAAACAGUGCGAGCGAGAGAGGGACAGUGAGCGUGCGUAUUCUGAGAGUCAGCAGCGAAGGACGCAGAAAGUCCACAAGCUCACAUCACCAAAGGAGAGAACGUGAGGCGGAUCGGACACCCGGCCACUCUGAAGAGUCAAAGACACAGCGCAGAGCCACGGAGGGAGACGGAGAAGAGGAAGAGUACGCGGAAGAGGAGAAGGACAGAAAACAGAAAUCCAGCUUUCUACUGGUUUUGACCUCUCCACUUUCCCCAACCAUGAUGCCCUGGGUGCUCCUGCUCCUGUGGAUCUCCGGACAUAGGGCAGAGGCCAUGUUUUCCCAGCAGCCACAGGACUUGGUGGUGGUGGCAGGCCAGCCGGUGACAUUACCAUGCACAAUCCCAGGAUACCAUGGCAUUGUCCUGUGGAUCAAAGAUGGACUGGCACUGGGAGUUGGCAGAGACCUCUCUGGCUAUCCACGUUACACAGUGAUUGGCGACCAUGGUUCAGGGGAGCAUCAUUUACGCAUCCAGCGUGUCGAGCUGAUGGACGACGCAGUGUUCGAGUGCCAGGCCGUCGAGGCUGCCAUGAGGUCCCGUCCCGCCCGGCUCACCGUGCUGGUUCCCCCGGACGACCCAGUCAUAAGUGGAGGACCUGUGGUCAGCCUGAGGGCUGGAGAUCCUCUAAACCUGACGUGCCACGCUGACAACGCCAAACCUGCGGCCUCCAUUAUCUGGAUCCGCAACGGAGAGGUCCUUAACGGGGCCAUGUACUCCAAGGUAAGCACCGAGACGUUGCUCCGGGAUGGCAGGAGAGAAAGCAUGGUGAGCACCCUCUACCUUUCACCUUCCAACAUUGAGACCGGUCAGCAGAUCAUCUGCAAAGCCUCCAACAAGGCAGUGCCGAACGGCAAGGAGACCAGUGUCACUAUUGACAUCCAGCAUCUCCCACUUGUCAAUCUCUCGGUGGAACCUCAGCCCGUUUUGGAGGGCAACCUUGUGAAAUUCCACUGCUCCGCAAAGGCCAACCCUCCCGUUUCGCUCUACAGGUGGGCCAAAGGAGGAAACAUCCUUAAGGAGGUCUUUGGGGACACCUAUGAGGUUAUUGUGGACCACUCCUUCUUCACAGAACCUGUUUCCUGUGAAGUUACAAACUCCCUCGGCAGCACCAACGUCAGUCGCAAUGUUGAUGUCUACUUUGGGCCUCGUAUGGCUGCAGAGCCUCAGUCCUUGCAAGUUGACCUUGGAUCUGAGGCUGUUUUUAACUGUGCUUGGACAGGAAACCCUUCUCUCACCAUAGUGUGGAUGAAAAGAGGUUCCGGAGUGGUCCUGAGCAACGAGAACCUACUAACUCUGAAAAAUGUGAGGCAAGAAGACGCCGGGAAAUACGUCUGCCGUGCCGUGGUCCCACGUGUCGGAGCCGGGGAGAAGGAGGUCUCUCUUACCGUAAACGGGCCACCUACCAUAUCCAGCACCCAGACUCAGCAGGCUUUACACGGAGAGAAAGGCCAGAUCAAAUGUUUUAUUCGGAGUACACCUCCACCGGACCGCAUUGCUUGGUCAUGGAAAGAAACUGUCCUGGAGUCUGGAACGUCUGGUCGCUACACUGUGGAGACCGUCAACACGGAGGAGGGAGUCAUUUCCACACUGACCAUGAGCAACAUCGUCCCAGCCGACUUUCAGACAAUCUACAACUGCACGGCGUGGAACAGCUUUGGCUCUGAUACAGAGAUCAUACGCCUUAAGGAACAAGGUGGGAGCCAAGAAUCUCUUCCCGUGGCUGUGAUCAUCGGCAUCGCCGUGGGAGCUUUUGUCGCCUUCAUCGUCCUAAUGGGCACCAUCGGCGCAUUCUGCUGCACCCGCUCCCAGAGAAAGGAAGUGCACCUGGUUAUGCCCUCACUGCCCGUCUCCAUCUGUGCUCACCAGAGAGAAGUUGCAAGCAAAAUUAAGACAGAAAAUCUGAAGGGAGUCGUGUCUGCAAAGAACGACAUCCGAGUGGAGAUCGUGCACAAAGACCACAACGCGGCCCGUGAAAACGAAGAACACAAUUCCAUGAAACAACUGAUGGUGAGUGUUGAACGAGGAGAGUUCCAGCAGGAAUCUGUUCUGAAGCAGCUGGAGGUGUUACAAGAGGAGGAGAAGGAGUAUCAGCACAUUAAGGACCCUACAAAUGGCUAUUACAGUGUCAACACCUUCAAGGAGCACCACACCCCUACGAUGACAGGGAAUCAGACCGCCGAGGCGAGGAAUCCCACCAACACCGGUACGCUCGGCAAGCAACGAGUGCCAACAGGGAUGUCCUUCACCAACAUCUACUCCACUCUAGGGGCAGGCCCAAACCGCCUGUACGACUACGGCCAGCGCUUCGUGUUGGGCAUGGGCAGCAGCUCCAUUGAGCUCUGCGAGCGGGAGUUCCAGCGUGGCUCGCUCAGCGACUCCAGCUCUUUCAUUGACACGCAGUGUGACAGCAGCAUCAGCAGCUACAGUAAGCCGGAUGGCUAUGUGCAGUUCGACAAAGACAGCAAGGCAUCUGCCUCUUCCUCUUCCCACUACUCGCAGUCCUCCUCACAGAACUCGGACCUCACCCGGCCCCUCCAGAAGCGCAUGCAGACCCACGUCUGACCUUCAGAGAGGGACGGUGUUUGAAUGAGGAGCAACAAGCAGACAGGAUUGUAAAACUGUUAGAGAUUCCACCUGCAGGAGCCCCUGAGAUACCAGUGUUCGAAGUCUUUCCUACGGAUGCUGAAACAACAACUGGGCCUAAUGCACCUUGUAACUUCUUUAGACAUCAAAAUGUCCCCAAAAAUGAAUCAAGAAGCCUUAUAUUUCCUUUAUGCUAAGAUCAUCGACUCCCCCACCACACCCAUCCAAAAAAAAACAGAUGUGCCACAGAGAGCUUAUUUGCCAACACAGACUCUACACCUUUGGAAUUAGAACUCGCAAUACUUGAUUUAUACAUUCAGAUUGUUAAGGGAUCAGAGAGCAGGAUUUCAAGGCUUUGUGUGACAAUCAGUUCUGCUGGCGUGGACCAAAUUUGCUUUCUGAAGAUUGUUAUACAGAAGAAAAGCGAGCAUUCGGCGCGGCGCUCUGCACCAACUGCCAGACAAUAAGAGAAAGCCAACAGCCUGCUUCCCUCUUGUAGUUUGAAGCACAACAAUGAAUGUGCAUGCUAUGUUCUAUUUGUUAAAGCUAUAACUUUGCAACACUUCUACCUAGCUCCUUCAAACACUUUGUCAGGUUAAGUUGUUGUAGGCGGAGGAAAACCUUCCCAACGUGUCGGCAGACAUCGAACAGAACGCGUGUCCCCCACCAACCCCUUCUGUAUCCGAGCCGCACAGCUAAGCAGAUAAAGAGGAGCUUGUUUUCACUUUGACACUGCGAUAAAGGAAAAUCAGUGUACAUAUGUGACUGAAAUUUAUUUUAUAACAUCUAAUUGUUUGACUCUUAUUUUCCACAUGGAUUAAGCUGAAUUAUUCACGAGCGCCUCUUCAUGACCAUAUCUAUUUUGCCUUGAGGGUCUGUUUGAACUGGGUCAGUGCUAACCUACCAAGUGAGCUACACAAACGCUAUCAGCUUUCCGGCUUAUGUGGAGCUGCGUCCGACAUGGUUUUCCGAUACCAAAUCCAAUUCCGAGGCACAUGAAAGAAGAAAGCUCACAAAUUGCGACAUUUGUCAGUUUCUCCUUCUAAACCUACAGAUCAUCAACAACACUGAUGAAUAAAAGGUAAACCUCACAUUUCAGCUACUUGUCUGAAUAUCGCAUCAUUAUUGUCGGCAUCAAUGUUGAGAGAGGCUUAGUUCAUCCUGACUGUACGUAUACCUACAUGUGAUUAUGCUGGGUGGACACAACAAACAGAUAUACAGACAUUUUUUUGUGUUUGUUUUUCUGCUUUUAUUUUGGCUAUAACGAUAAUGGUGGAAAGCUAAAGCCUGUUUUCCUCUCUUCUGUAUGAGACAUAUUUUAUGCAGUAGCUACCCAAUUACUGAUGUUGUACUCAACUUUCAGCCACUGAAACCCUAACUUUAAACCAAACUCUGAAGUGAACUUGUUGGCAAACCUCAUUAUAAUCAUGCUUUUUAAGGGGCUUUGUGUGAAAAAAAAAACAAGUUGUUGACCAGGGAGUAUUUUUUGAAGUACUGGACCCUGGGAAUUCCAACACCCAAUAAGCCAAAGCUAAUCAUCAAAUCUAUUUCUUUCUAACCAGAUCUAACACAAUCAACUUUGUUGUUUACUGUGGUGUUAAAGCAGACUGCAUAAGGUGUCAUGCAUGAUGCCUUGCAAAAGGAUUCACCCCACUUUAAAAAAUUAUUCAUGUUUCUUUCACUUAAAAACUAUUGGUUUCAAUGUAUUUCAUUGGGAUUUUAUGUGAUAAACCAUAAUAAAGUAGAUAUAAAUGUGGAACUGAAGAUAAAGAACACAUAGUUUGCAUAGUUUCCUACAACUAAAAUUGCAGGGGAAAAAAUGUGGCUUGCAUUUGUAUUCAGCCUCUCUCAGUCAAUAUUUUGAGAACUGUCUGUACCUCAGUUAUAGUUUCAACCUGAUUUAGGUCUAGACGUCUACUGAACCAUUCUAAUGCAUUAAUUUGCUUUUAUUUAAAUCACUCUGUUGCAACUCUGGCUAUGUGUCCUGUCAUCUUGCUAAAAGGUCAACUUCUUUUAUUUUUUCCAGAAUCAUCCUAUAGUUAGCUCCAUCCAUCUUCCUAUCAAUUCUGACAAAAUUCUGUUUUCCUGCUGAAGAAAAUCCUCUUCAAAUGGUGACGCUGCCAACAUAUUCUUCUGUGGCGAUAGUGUAUUCAGCGUGAUGUCCAGUUUUUGUUUUCCUUUUUGCAUAUAGGCCAGAAAGUUCAGCUUUGGUGUCAUCUUAGCAGAGCACCUUCUUCUACAGUGCUAUUAAAACACAGACUGGAAGAGUCUAUUUUCUGAACAGCUGAUUUCUGAAGGCAAUUGAUGGCAAGGGAUUUUUUAUUAAGGGGUGUAAAGAGGACUGAAUAUAAAUAGAAAAUAUAAACAAAAAAUUAAAAAAUCUUUUCAUUGUUUUAUGCACAAAAACCUCUGGAAACUAUUUCCUUUAUUACUCCACUUCACAGUUAUGUAUUGUUUUGACCUAUAAUAAAAAAGCCCAAUAAAGUACAACAAAGGUAGUUUUUUAUAAUGAGACAAUAAGUUCAAGGGGUAUGAAUAUUUUACAAGACGCUGUGUAUUGUGCAGUACAUCACAUCUGAUGCAAACAUACAAGCUCUUCCUGUUUCCCUGCACUUGAGAGGUUUGCUCUGGUUUUACUUUAAUACAUUUGUUUUAAUUCUCCCUGUAUUCUAAGAGAUAAACUCCUAGAAUUCCAGGAACAACAAAAACCAUCAUAUGACUAAAACGCUUUUGCAGGAUAUAUUCUCUGUAAAAAAAACAAAAUGCGGCAAAUACUACUACAGAAUAUAAAUGGGGUUCAGGAAUGUCUUAUCUAAUCAAGUUUAUUCUGUACUUAGCUUGUCUUGCUGCAGUCAGUUCAGUGGGAUGAUCCUGUGUGAGUCUGAAACUUCCAAAUUAUGAACCACGAAGCACUGUUUUUGAGCAGACGCAAGUUCUUAUUGUAAGCACUUUACACAUGAUCAUAUCCAAGGUAUUUGAAUGAGGUUUUUCCACUUGAGUGGCAGUAGUUUGGACUAAUUUUACAAAUGGAUUGGUGCCCAUUGUAUGGCUUAGGAGGAAAAGCUCUGUUUCAAUGCUGAUAAUCCUGCUCGGUACUUAGCAGACUGUAUAUAAAUCGCUAAUACUGUCUUUCUCUGUAUAUAUAUUUAUAUAUAGAUAUAUAAAUAUAUUCUUUUUUUUAUCUUAUUUUUUUCCUGGCUUUUCUUUUCUAUUUCACUCAGAUUUCUCUACAGCACAUUAGAGCUCAACAAACAUAUGGCAUGAAAAUGGCACAGUGAGACAAUAAUUUUCUCUUUGUUUCCUUUCCAAAAAUUUCAUCAAAUCACACUGUCCACUCAGAGGAGCAGUUUUCUCCUUCGGAAAGAUCUCAGCCGGCAGACCCCACACUCUGUGCACUGACCACACAUGAGGUUAUAAAAUGAGUUUAGCCAUGGACCUCUUUAAAGUGAGCUCUAGUAAGAGGUUAUUAGGCUGGCAGCCCUGGAGAGAAAUGUCCAGAUGCUUAUCAUUCAGCACCAUGAUAACUGUCAAGUAUGUCUGUGUAAUUUAAAUUUUUUAGCAAAUUUUUAGCUAUUCAUUCUUUUCAGUACUUAGCAGUACAAGAUUGUUUUGUUUUUGUCUUUUUUUUGUUGUUGCUUUUUAUCUCAAAAUUAGUAGUUGCAAUUAAAAGGGUUGCUCAGCAGAAUGGAUUUUGAUUUUAGUGUCUUCUAGGUCUGGAUAAGUGUCAAACCGAGUAGGGACACAUAUUUGUAUUUCCAAACAUUAUUCCCAGCCAUUGUCUAAAUGUCACCCAUCUAUCUAAUUCCCGUUGUGUUUUUUGCAGUUUCUAAAGCCAAUUUCUUUUUAUCAAACUUAAAAUAAAAUUGGCAAGGAUUUAUGUGAAACGUCAGGAAAUUUGAGUCUGAAAACGUAUGAAAUCUUCACCAGAAGAAGGUAAAGAAACAAUAAAAUACAGUAACUAUUGUGAUCUAUAUAUCUAGCUAGACAUACGUGGCUUUCAUCUAUAUUAUCUGCAUAUGUUUUGAAGUCUUUUAUCACACAAGUGUACUAAAUCUGUCGGAGCCCAGAUUUCUAGCAACUUUCUGCCCAAGAAUGGGACAACUUUGCUGUCCUCUAUGAACUACAGCUUCUGCGCUGAUCCAAACCUAAUACAUUUUCACAGUCCAACGAAUCUGCACGCUGCACAGCAAACAGAUAAAUAUUUGAUAGGCCUGCCUUCUGUCUCAUUCACCCCCAAAUGGCAACCGCUAUGGUGGGCAUGGGAGUACUACAGCAAUCGAAUGCCAUGUUGUUCCCUUGAAAUCGAAGCCCAUGUUGGGGAACUACGUGUGCCCCAUUCACCUGUGAAUAGCUCACUGGCUGGUGCUGGCGCCGGCUGUUUGCCUGGCUGUGAGCGGCACACAGAUGCCAGGACAUAACAGAUGAUUAAACACAGAGACCCGGAACAAUUACAAGGGGUUGCUGCCCUUUCGUGAUAAAACAGGACAAACCUCUCAGAGCGUAUGGAUGCAGGGUAGUCCAUUAUUCAGGUAUGCUAAGGAGAAGCCUCUAAUAACUCUUUUAAAGUGGAAGUCUGAGCUCAUUACGCUGCAAAGUGAAACGUGUUAACUGCACUACAUAGUCCAAAUAAACUACACACAAAGCAAAACGAAAUAUAGAGCAUUACCACGACAAAAAUCUUUCCAUUGAUUGGAAACCAAAUCUCAUCGUCUAAUCUCUCUCUCUGUGUAUGAUGAGUGUUAAUGUCAGUGCUGGAGCCCAUUAGAGCAGGUGCCAUUUGAGACAUCAAACUGAUCUUCAUAAGCCUUUUUUGAACUCUGUAAAUUCUUUCUGUCUUUUUCUCUCCCUCUUUUUCCUACAAAUCAAUACUGUGUUAUUACUGUUAGAAAAUACAAGCUUAAGACUGACACUAAAAUUGUAUCUUCAGUUAAUCCUUGGAUUUUUUUUUUUUGUUUUAGCCUCAGACCACCCUGGUAAUGAGUUGGGUUUGGGUUGAAAUGUGAAAGGGUCACAGAAAAAGCCUCUGAAAAGCAAGUCAAAUGAGUCCAGUUCUCUGCGAUUGGUUCAGGUGAUUUGCUGUCCUGAUGAUGACAAGAGGUGUCAUUUGUUACACUACACAAGGUUAGGUGAAGUACCCACGGUCAUGGUAAAAAGACAGUGGGACCUCUUUCAGUUCUAAGGUUGUAACUUCUGAUCGGGUCUUAACUUGGUUCUGAAAGUAUUUAGAGCUAGACUGAAGUGUACCCAAAUUCCAUCAUUUUAUUGUUUUUUUUUUAUAUCAUUGUCAUAUGUUAUUUAUUAAACAAAAAUAAAGCCAAAAUAUGAAGGUGAAAAUCUAUGUACCCAAGGUAUGUACAUAACACAUUAAACCCUAUAAUUUAAAGGGUAUGAACAUUCUUCUUACCAUGAAUAUACUUUAUAGCAGUGGUGGUUUUUGAUGUGGGAAGCAUGGCUUACCUCCAUAGGUGGCAUUGUUUUUGGGAAUGACACAGGUGAUCAAAGUUAAAAGGUUGUGUCCCUUGAGCACCAGAAGAGUUUUCUGGCUCUUAUUCCAUGUUCAAGUCAAUCAGGACUGAGACACCCUGUACUGAGUUUUUUAAAAAAAAGCAAGCACAGUGAAAUACUGUGGGUCACUAAUGACAAAUUAGGAAGUGCUUUGCGGCAACAACUUGAUCUCUAAAUCGAAUGGCUUUUUUGGUGUUUUGUAAGGAUUGUAGUCCGUUUUGGACAAUCUCUCAGAAAAAAAUGUAAAAAUGACUGGACUAAAUUGUUCUACACUAGAUUACAAUGAACAGCAAUUCUUUAAAACAGAGUGUUCGAUUCAUGACAACUUUAUUCUGAUUUUGAAUUCACAAAAAAGACCUGAGGAUGAUGUGGGGCGGUAGAGAAAGAUGGACUCGUCAAUUCAACCAAGAAUCACAACUGCUUUAGAGGGUAGUUUCAGAAAAUGUAUAAAUAACCAUUCACGUACAAUAACUUUGAUAAGACGACAACCUGUAAAUGCUUUUGGGUCAACCAUUAUUUCUAGGCAGUGGCUGUCAUCUAUCUGUAAAAAGAAAAUAAAUUGAAAAACGGUUGUAUUUUAACUGUACUGUUCUGUGACUCCUUGAUGCUUUUGCUCUGUAUAUUUGGAAAUAAAACUGAUGUUUGAGUUUGUG